Molecule: messenger RNA, 3127 nt
Organism: Pseudoliparis swirei
Lineage: Eukaryota; Metazoa; Chordata; Actinopteri; Perciformes; Liparidae
Gene: wdr59
Product: WD repeat domain 59
Exons: 26
Coding region: 79-2916 (945 amino acids)
Molecular function (GO): protein binding
Source: RefSeq, a predicted model, not a curated record
CGCAUGUGUAAAGAUCUUAUUCGAAAGGACUUCAUCAGGAUCACGUGACGGUCUGUUGACAGUGGAGCGCGGAGGAAGAUGGCGGCGCGCUGGAGCAGCGAGAAUGUGGUGGUUGAGUUUCGGGAUGCCCAGGCCACCGCCAUGUCAGUGGACUGUCUGGGCUCCCACGCUGUUCUGUCUGGGAGGCGGUUCCUAUACAUGGUGAACCUGGAGGCGCCCUCGGAACCGCCGCGCAAGAUUGGGCGCCAGAGUAAGUGGGACGUGGGGACGGUCCAGUGGAACCCUCACCGCUCACAGGGCCACGUCUUCGCUGCCUCCAGUAACCAGCGUGUGGAUCUGUACUCGUGGAGGGACGGCUGUGGAGAAGUCCACUCCACUCUGCAGGGACACACCCGGGUCAUCAGUGAUCUGGACUGGUCCUGGUUUGAACCGGAGCUCCUGGUCACCAGCUCAGUGGACACGUACAUCUACAUCUGGGACAUCAGAGACACUCGAAAACCCACUGUGGCUCUUUCUGCUGUUGCCGGAGCGUCUCAGGUGAAGUGGAACAGGAAGAACCAGAACCUGCUGGCCUCCAGCCACGACGGAGACGUUCGGAUCUGGGACAAGAGAAAGCCCAACACGGCGGUUGAGUACGUGGCGGCUCACCUGUCCAAGGUCCACGGUCUGGACUGGCACCCAGACAACGAGUUCAUCUUCUCCACGUCCAGCCAGGACAACUCUGUGAGGUUUUGGGAUUUCCGACAGCCCAGGAAGUACCUGAACAUCCUGUCCUGUCAGGUUCCAGUAUGGAAGGCUCGAUACACGCCGUUCUCCAGCGGUCUGGUCACCGUGAUGGUUCCUCAGCUGCGGAGGGAGAACAGUUUGCUUCUGUGGAGCACGCUGGACCUCAACAGUCCCGUCCACGCCUUUGUGGGACACGACGACGUGGUGCUGGAGUUCCAGUGGAGGCCGCAGAAAGAAGGCUCUCAGGACUACCAGCUGGUCACGUGGUCCAGGGACCAGACCCUGAGGGUGUGGCGGGUGGAUCCUCAGCUCCAGAGGCUGUGCGUCAGUGAUAUGGUGGACGACCUGGUUGACAGGAUGUCUCUCACCGUGGAGAAGGAGACAUCUCUGGUGUCUCAGGAGCCUGGCGGUCAGUUCAGGGUCGGCCUCGCCGCCGAGAACCUGCAGGACCAGGACGGUGCUCUGAGCUCCGUGGUGGGUUCAGGCGUCCCUCAGACGUUGCAGCAGGAGUUCUCGCUGGUCAACCUGCAGAUCAGAAACGUGGACGUGGAGAUGGACGCGUUGAGCCGCAGCUGCGUGGUGUCGGCUCACUUCGGCAGCCAUCAGGUCCGCCUGGUAGUCAAGUUCCCCGCGCAGUACCCCAACAACGCCGCGCCCACCUUCCAGUUCGUCUCGCCCACCACCAUCCCGUCCGCCACCAGGACCAAGAUCCAGAAGGUUCUGACCGACACGUCUCUGCAGAAGGUGAAGAGGAACCAGAACUGCCUGGAGCCGUGUGUCCGGCAGCUGGUGUCCUGCCUGGAGCUGGACAUGGAGGACGGUCCCGUCUCCGGCCCCUUCGUCCUGUCCAACCCCGUCGCUCCGGCCCUGCAGGCGUUCCCCCGGGUCACCAACACCUACGGCUCCUACCAGGAUGCCAACAUCCCGUUCCCUCGGACCUCUGGCGCUCGUUUCUGUGGCGCAGGUUGUCUAGUUUACUUCACCCGACCAAUCACCAUGCACCGCUCUGUCCCACCCACUGAGCCCACUCCCAGGUCCCUGUCGGCCCUGUCGGCCUAUCACAGCGGAGUGUUGACUCCGAUGAAGAUGCGCUCAGAGUCUCAGAGCACGCUGCGGUUGUACAGCGGCAGCCCGACUCGCUCCGACAAAGACACCGUGUCCAUCUCCUCCUUCUACUAUAAAGAACGGAAGUCCCGGCGCUUUAAGACGAAGAGGGAGGGCGUGGACUUCGGCAGCCGUCCCAUCAAACUGGCGGGAAAAGUGAUCGUCCAGGAGAUCUCGUGUCUGCUGCCGGUCCACAAGGCGCUGGGGGAGAGCUACAUUCUGAACAUGAACGACAUCCAGGAAACGUGUCAGAAGAACGCGGCGGCUUCGCUCGCUGUCGGACGCAGAGACGUGGCCAAGGUGUGGGCUCUGGCGUCUGCAGCCAGCAGCCAGGACCUGAGUCCAGACCCGGAUCCGGACACAGAGACACCCUGGGCCCGGCACCCGUUUGGACGCCACCUGCUGGAGACUCUCUUGGAUCACUACAGUCACAUGAGUGACGUUCAGACUCUGGCGAUGCUGUGCAGCGUGUUCAGAGCUCAGGCUCCGCCUCCAGACUCCUCCCCUCUCUACAGACAUCCAGCUCGCUCCUCCAGCCACUCUCAAUAUCCCAGCUACACCUCCAGCUCCGUGACGUCAGGCGCCAGCAUCUCCGACUCUGUCACCUCCUGGACCGCAGGGAGGGAGUCUGAGCUCGACGCCUCCCUGGAGGACGGACGACAGGGAGGCGUCCCCCGAGAGAGAGAGCAGCACGACAUGAACAAGAGGCUGCUGGACCCGUCCAACUCGCUCCAGUUCGAUGACUUCAAGAAGGUCUACGGGGAGAUCCUGUACCGCUGGGGCCUGAGGGCCCAGAGGGCCGACGUGCUGCAGUUCACCUCCAGACCCCCGGAGCCCCACCGGGGCCUCGAGUUCGGGGUCUACUGCUCCCACUGCCGGAGCCCCUCCCGGGGCCCCCGCUGCACCGCCUGCCGCCGCCUGGCCCUCCAGUGCUCCGUGUGCCACGUGGCUGUGCGCGGCUCCUCAAACUGCUGCCUGGGCUGCGGCCACGGGGGCCACACGGCCCACAUGCUGGCCUGGUUCAGGGGCCGGGACCAGUGCCCCGCGGGCUGCGGCUGCCACUGCCUGCUGCAGAGCACCUUCUGAGGGCCCCCAGGACCAGACCCCCAGGACCAGACCCCCAGGACCAGACCCCCAGGACCAGACCCCCAGGACCAGACCCCCAGGACCAGACCACCAGGACCAGACCCCCAGGACCAGACCCCCAGGACCAGACCCCCAGGACCAGACCCCCAGGACUAGACCCCCAGGACCAGACCCCCAGGACCAGACCACCAGGACCAGACCCCCAGGACCA